ACAUCGCUACAAUUAAGAUUGCUCCAUCAGUCCACGUUUAAUAGACUUUAUUUUACAUCGUCAUAUGGAUCCCACCUGCGCUACGUAUUCCUGAAAACGGAUAGUUGCGUCGAAUCUGCUGAAGCCGCCUGUAUCAUUCUGUCAAGACUGAUGAACUGCCCCCUGAAUAUGUUGGAAUUAAUUAACGUGUCGAAGUCAUCCUUUUUUUAUAUAGAUUGCAAUCGCUUUACUUCAUCCUUGACAAUAGCUUUCGAUAGAUCACCUUUGAGAUCGCUUAUGAUCGAUCACACUCCUGUGAACGAUCCUUCAUUGACGAACCUGGCUUCCAAUACCUCAAGUACACUACACCAUUUGCGUAUGAGCUGUCCACGUUUAUCACCAAAGGGUAUUUUGAAAUUGGCAAAUGGUUGCUCUUAUUUGCGGGAACUAUCCAUUUCAUACUCUGUACUGAGUAAUGAGUUACUUAUGGCACUCAGCGACAAAGAGCAUGUCCAUUUGGAAAUAUUAUGUAUAGAAGCACAUGGAGAAGGAAAAUCUCUUCCACUUGUCAGUGACAAAGCCUGGCAGUCGUUAGCCAAGCAUUCUCCCAAUAUCAAAAUAACAUUAUUAUGUUACUUGGCCGAAGAGGAAGACUACGAGUCUCUUUUUUUAUGCAAUUUCCCAGUGACAAAUCUCUACUUUGGAAAUUAUGUCCCAGCUUCUGUUUUCAUGAAAAUUGGUAAAUCUUGUCCACGUCUUGUGGAAUUAAUAGUUAGUGCUCAUGGUGCCGAUUUUAUAGACCAAGGAUUAUUAUCUGUGGCACGAUGCUGCUCAAAAUUGCGCAUCGUUGGAUUAGGUGACUGUAAACUUACCUGUUCGGGUCUUGCAGAGUUCGUUAGACUUCUAGGAAACAGUCUUCGAGAAUUGUAUAUCUGGGAAAUAUCUUUGAUAGAUGAUUCAAAGUGUGACACUAAUGAACUGAUUGCAAAAGUUUCUUCAUUACUUGGUCGAACCUGGACACCCGAAUAUGUUCCGUUAUGGUGAAACUAUGAAUACUGAAAACAAUUUGGAAAAGAUGGAAGUACAGGAUUUUAAAGUGAUACAAUAAUGAAAUAAUUGUAUUUUUUUUAAAUCUCUUUGAAUCCACUUGAUCAUGCGAUUAUUGUACUGAUGUACUGAACUCUUUGAAACACGAGCUAAGUGAUAAUUGUUUCAUUGGUAAUGAAUAUUAUAGUGGCAACUGAAUGCGCGAUGCUUGUAACAAAAUAUUGAUAUCGUUUCAAUAUUUAGUAGAUUCUUUUACAUUAUAUAUCAUAAGCAAAUUGUUUCUCGAAGUGGAAUACAUUUUUUACAGUUACAAUGUUAAUACUUGUUAAUUAAUUUUCAUGCAAACACAAUAAUGAUGUUAUUUAUAUAUUUUUUUAUAUAGACUGUUUUUAUAACGCACACAUCGUUCGAACAAAGCAUGUAACAGCAAGUCUUCUAAUCACAAGAUAAGAAUUAUUUAUUUGGCCACGUUUUGAUCAAACUUGCGUAAGAAAAUAAUGUCGACAAAUCUUUAUAAAGAAACGCUUCCAUUUUGGAAAAAUCUUGAAACACGUAAAUAUAUGUUACAUCUCUCGACAACUCAAAAACACUUCCAUUAAAAUUUGAAUUAUCUUAAGUGAUUGUCAUACCAAAAAAUAUAAAUUUUAUUAGAUGAUCAUAAUCUCUAUUAAGUUUAAUGUAUAUAAAAUAAAAUAAUAUUACUAAUUAUUAAUCAACCAUCAUAAUAGGUAGAUAUGUAUAGUAUAUAAUAAUAUAUGUAUAAUAUUAUAAUACAACGAAGUCUGUACAUUAUUUCUAUUAUACAACGUAAUAAAUGAUUGGGCAUUUA
Cephus cinctus (wheat stem sawfly) is the source of this 1855-nucleotide messenger RNA. RefSeq names its product F-box/LRR-repeat protein 3. The record is from RefSeq and is a predicted model, not a curated record. Gene Ontology annotation, cellular component: SCF ubiquitin ligase complex. Lineage: Eukaryota; Metazoa; Arthropoda; Insecta; Hymenoptera; Cephidae. The coding region runs from base 151 to 1023 and encodes 290 amino acids. Gene Ontology annotation, biological process: SCF-dependent proteasomal ubiquitin-dependent protein catabolic process. The transcript has 6 exons.